Messenger RNA from Oreochromis niloticus (Nile tilapia), 2055 nucleotides. Its product is annotated as N-acetyllactosaminide beta-1,3-N-acetylglucosaminyltransferase 3-like. The coding region runs from base 109 to 1233 and encodes 374 amino acids. The record is from RefSeq and is a predicted model, not a curated record. Gene Ontology annotation, biological process: protein O-linked glycosylation; poly-N-acetyllactosamine biosynthetic process. Gene Ontology annotation, cellular component: Golgi membrane. Gene Ontology annotation, molecular function: hexosyltransferase activity; UDP-glycosyltransferase activity. The transcript is spliced from 2 exons. NCBI's taxonomy places the organism in Eukaryota, Metazoa, Chordata, Actinopteri, Cichliformes, Cichlidae.
CAACACAACCUGACAAGUUAAACAAGUUCAUGUGCCACAGUGAAUCGCAUUUCACACAGCUAAUUCAGCAAUCAGAGGGAGACUUGGCACUCACUUCUGUGAGACAAAAUGAUAAGGGCCGACCACAUCCAAAUUGUUAUACUCUUAGGAGCACUUCUCUCUGUUGUUUUUUUCCUUCAAUAUUAUGGUGACACUGAAAUGUUCUACUCACCAAAACUUGUAAAAAUGUAUAAAGAUUCCAACAAUUACUCAUUCCCAAAAUGUGAACGAAACAUGGCUGCUGCCCGAAUCUCAGGCUUCGAUGGUUUCCCUGAUAUACUUAAAGACUUUCUUUACUAUCGUCACUGUCGCUAUUUUCCCGUGAUUCUGGACCUUCCUGACAAAUGCGGAAGUAUUGAAGAACCUGAAGACAUCUUCCUUCUGCUUGUAAUUAAAAGCUCCCCCGUGCAUUAUGAACGACGUGAAGUGCUGCGAAAAACCUGGGCUAAAGAGAGGUCAUACAAAGGUUUGCGGAUUCGAAGGAUUUUCAUCACUGGAACAACGGGUACUGACUUUGAGAAAGAGCGAGUGAACAAACUCCUCAAAACAGAGCAGCAGGAACACAAUGACAUCCUCCAAUGGGACUUUCAAGAUACAUUUUAUAACCUCACUUUAAAGCAGGUUCUAUUCCUCAAAUGGAUGAAGAGGAACUGUCAGCAGGUUAAUUUUUUGCUAAAUGGUGAUGAUGACGUUUUUGCCAACACGGACAAUAUUGUGGACUACCUCCAUGGUCGCCAUAACAAUAACGGAAGCCAGCAUCUGUUUACUGGUUUUCUGAUAAAAAAUGGAUUUCCCGUAAGAUGGGACAGGAGCAAGUAUUUUGUUCCAUCUCAAGUGUAUGAACCAAAUGUUUACCCCAACUAUUGUGGUGGUGGGGGCUUUCUUUUGUCCAGCUAUACAGCUUUAAUGAUACAUAGCUAUUCCGAUAUCAUUCCACUUAUUCCUAUUGAUGAUGUUUACAUGGGAAUGUGCCUAGAAAAAGCAAAACUGGCACCAGCAUCUCAUAUUGGUAUAAAGACAUUCGGAUGGUACAUUCCCUCCAAAAAAAUAGACCAAUACGAUCCUUGCUAUUUUAGAGAUUACCUCUUGGUACACCAAUUCUUUCCGAAUAAUAUGUACCUUAUGUGGAAUCAAAUAAAUGACCCUAAUUUGAAAUGUGGUAUCACAAAUUCAUCUAGGACGAUCCAAACUUAAACUUACAGUUAGUGAAAUUGGAUUUUAUGAGUUGGAGUCACGGCAACCAUUGAAUCAUGUGAAGGUUUUAAACUGAUAUAUCACGGCUGCCCAAACAGACAGUCAGCCAGACAGCCACUGUUACACGAGUGAUAUAAUCACAGACUGUACAUAAAAGAUUCUGUACUGAUUUGAUUCUUCUGAUUUUUGGGGGGUUUUUUGUUUUUAAAAUGUACUUUGUAAAUAAAUGUGAAUUGAGGUAAGUCUUCAGAUCGAGAAGUAAUGUCCAGCUUUUGAAUACAGUCUAAGGGCCGAAAGUGUUUGUCAUGUUCUCAUAUGUUUCCGGUAAUCCACAAAUACAGUUUUGUUCACUGCAAGUAGGCCAAAGAAAGUGGGUUCGUGCUUAGGGGCACUAGUAUUUGAAGUAUUCAUCUGAAGUAUUAUUUAAUUACUUUUCCUGCUUUAACUGUGACUAGGGAUGCACUAUUAUUUAACCAGUAAUGACCUUUGAUGCCAUAGUGAAAAAAAAUGCAUUUGUUGAAGGCAACUUGUGAUUUUAUCCGUUUUGUAACGUUAAUGCAGUGGUUCCCAAACUUUUUUUUGCCAGGCCCCCCUUUGUUUUACAAGAAACCGCGCCCCCCCUGCAAUGGCUCUGUGCCCCCCUAGGGGGCGGGCCCCACACUUUGGGAACCUCUGCGUUAAUGCAAUGUAGAGUUGAAAUACUUUUUAGUUAUUUAUUUAGUUGUUUUGUUUAAAGUAGGGGUUUGUUUGUUUCAAAGGGGCAAAAGGUUUGUUAAUGAAUAACAAACACACAAUAAAAAGAGACUAUUUGUCAACCAAAAA